GAGCGCGCUGCGCGUUCUGGUAAACUUGCGGGAACGAGCCCGGAUCGUCGGCGAGGAUCAUUUCAUUUUCUCAAAACAUAAUCAGGACAAUAAAAACAAGAAGCCAAGAUGAACCAGGUGCUUGCAUCUUGCUGGACAUGUCUCCUGCUCUCUGCCUUCUUGUGUGAGCCUGUACUGUCCAAAGGCGGUCGUGGCGGGUCCCGGGGCUCGUCUCGGGGGGCUUCCUCCCGCAGCUCCACAGCAGGAACUUACCGUGGAGGAGGAGUCUAUGGUGGGACCCGCUCUCGCUUCAAGGCAGCAGGGCGAACAUCCCCAGUUCGGGUGGCGGCUGCAGCAGCAGCAGGGGCAGCGGUGGCAUUGACGGCGGAUAAAUGGUACGCUUCUGCAUACCGCCGCAGCAACGCAGACAGCUCAGAGGAAGAACUGGAUUAUUACAACAGGACCAACUAUGUUGAGGCGCAAAUGUCAGGUUCAACUCAAAAUGGAUCUUCUCUCCCUCAAAUUGUUUCUGUCAUUAUUGCAACAUUUUCCCAAAAAAUGUGGAUUUGCACUGGACAGUAUGCUGUAGAUGUUUAAGUUAUGUACGGGGUUUAUAUACCGUUUAGUCUCAGACUAAGCUGCUGCCCUGCACCUACACUGGAGCGUGCACUUCAGACCCAAGACCACACAUGUGGAGGGAUUCUGAAAACAAAUAUGUGAACACAUCACUGUACUGUAUGUUUAUAUGCACCUGUAAGAUUCUGUACAAAGACACACUACUAACACUGUAUUCAGUGACGGCUACACAUUUAUCAAACUGCAGAAUUGCUUUCCGAAAAAAGUGAUGCCAUCAAAUAAAUGUCACUGU
Messenger RNA from Thalassophryne amazonica, 847 nucleotides. RefSeq names its product shadow of prion protein (gene sprn). Gene Ontology annotation, cellular component: membrane. The transcript is spliced from 2 exons. The coding region runs from base 109 to 576 and encodes 155 amino acids. The record is from RefSeq and is a predicted model, not a curated record. Lineage: Eukaryota; Metazoa; Chordata; Actinopteri; Batrachoidiformes; Batrachoididae.